AUGCAUCGACGAAGGACAUCAUCCCUGAUUGCAGGAAGGACGGUUCCCCAGCCUAUCUGGAACUCUCCACCGACUCGACCGUCACCUCCCAGUUCGUUGCGCCUGGUCACAUGGAACGUCAAUUCCGCAACCUAUUCUCAACUCAGAUUGCGGUGCAUUCUGACGUACUUAGAAACCCUACUUCGGCCCCAUGGCUUCGGCCCUCUAGAACCGUGCUGCAUCCUGCUACAAGAGGUCUCUCUGAAUGCACUUGAUUUCCUGCUCUCGAUCGAUUGGGUGCUCAAUGAUUUCCUCAUCAUACCGGCCGGGUCAGUUCAAUGGCCCCGUGGCGCACAAUAUGGCAACGUCACUCUCAUUUCCAAGAAUAUUCCCUUUGUCGCUGGCCAGUGGCUCGACUUUGCAGCCUCCAGCAUGGGCCGAAAUGCCUUAAUCACAGAUGUCGCUGUUCGCCACUCUCAAUCCGGACGUACACUCACCUUACGCAUCGCCAAUACACAUCUGGAAUCGCUCCCGGAGAACGCACUGAUACGCGCGGCGCAGCUCAGUUACAUCGCCGAGAAGCUCAGAAGACCCACUGUCCACGGAGGCGUCGUCGCAGGGGAUAUGAAUGCGAUAUGCCCAAAUGACCAGGUCAUUCACAGGCAGGCAGGACUAGUUGAUGCUCAUCCUGGCCCAGAGAAUGAACGGUCGUUUACAUGGGGAUAUCAGCCGCGGACAGCCUUUCCUCCCGGAAGGCUUGAUAGGAUGUAUUUCACGCCGCAGAGGAUGUCGUGGGAUAGUGUCCAGCUCAAGGUGGACGAGCCCUCCAGAAUAGGUAUGGGGCUACAGGCAGGUAACCUGUGGGCAAGCGACCAUUAUGGAUUGAUGUCGACUGUACGUUUCUUGUGA
Molecule: messenger RNA, 888 nt
Organism: Postia placenta MAD-698-R-SB12
Lineage: Eukaryota; Fungi; Basidiomycota; Agaricomycetes; Polyporales; Adustoporiaceae
Exons: 1
Coding region: 1-888 (295 amino acids)
Biological process (GO): double-strand break repair
Cellular component (GO): PML body; cytoplasm
Molecular function (GO): single-stranded DNA binding; 5'-tyrosyl-DNA phosphodiesterase activity
Source: RefSeq, a predicted model, not a curated record